GUCUCCAGACUCUCCACCAUGGCAGGGUUUAGCAGCAGAGGAAUGCUUCGCGUGUCCGAGGACGAAAACCGUCGACGAGAGGGUUACCUCGCGAGCUACAAACAAAUUCGCGAUUCGCUCAUCAAUCUUCAACACUCUGCCGACCGUAUUUUCGACACAAUUUCUCAAAGGACUGCGAAAGAGAAUGAGAAACUGAUUGGAUUGUCGAAGAGGAUUCAAAGUGCCAAGGCAAAGAUUGAGGCGAUAUCUCAUAAAAAGGAGUCAAUCACAAUUAGAUCUCCUUCAAAAUAUCCAUCAAAAUCCGAUGGAGACAAGGACUUUCAAACUUUAUUUGGAUAUAAGGAUGAUGAAACUGGUGGCAAUUUUCCAGUAGCAAAGAUCUUGGUUAAUGGAGGUUUGAAUAGGGAGUUUGGAAUAGAUGGUACACUCGAGCUUUUUCAGUUCUUCUCGGAAACAACUCCAGGCUUUCCACUCAGGGAGGUUCAUCCAACGGUAGGGUCUCAUGUUGCCCGUUCAGAUGGAAACACAUCUAUUGACAAUCUUCUAAAACCUCCACAUUUUACUUAUGGCAGCCUCAUAAAGGAGGAUUACAUUGCUAGAGAUUCUUCCUCAAGCUCUAAGCAACCAGAUCUUCCACCUCCACCUCCAAGCUUACUUCAUGGCUCACAAGUAAGGGUGCCUCCAAGAUCAGAGGGUUUCAGCCUUAGACCAUCUGUUACACAACAUUUGAAGCUACAACACUCCCUUUCUAAUCUUUCAAUGGAUUUAAACAUGGCCUUGAGUGGAACCACAGGUGCAUCUAGUCAAACCAGGCCACACUUGACAUCAGGUCCUACUUCACUGCCUCCAUUAGCUAAGACACCGAUGGUGCAGAAGAAUCAACUGAGUAGAGAUACCAAAGAUAUGACAGCAAGCAUUGAUGAUCAAAAUUCCAUCCCUCCAUUACACAAUGUUAGUAUUCAACCUUUCAUUGUCACUUCCUUCUAUAAUGCACCCCCACCCUAACCUGACACGCAUAUG
Telopea speciosissima is the source of this 1020-nucleotide messenger RNA. RefSeq lists its product as uncharacterized. Gene Ontology annotation, cellular component: recycling endosome; WASH complex; early endosome. Bases 19 to 1005 code for a protein of 328 amino acids. Gene Ontology annotation, biological process: Arp2/3 complex-mediated actin nucleation; endocytic recycling; exocytosis. The record is from RefSeq and is a predicted model, not a curated record. Gene Ontology annotation, molecular function: gamma-tubulin binding; alpha-tubulin binding. Lineage: Eukaryota; Viridiplantae; Streptophyta; Magnoliopsida; Proteales; Proteaceae. The transcript is spliced from 8 exons.